Messenger RNA from Pocillopora meandrina, 9591 nucleotides. The record is from the annotation of a GenBank genome assembly. Lineage: Eukaryota; Metazoa; Cnidaria; Anthozoa; Scleractinia; Pocilloporidae.
AUGUCUGCAGCGCCCAAACCUAAAGUCCUUUUGCGCGCCAAAUCUCUCGUGGAGCCCGAUGUACACAAUCCGUUCUCUUUCAAGUUACAGCUCACACUCUGCGACAAACUCAAGGUAAUUCAGUUUAUCAAAUUUUUCUUGUUUGAAAUGUUAAGAACACACAAGAACUAGAAUGGUAACAGUAUUGGGUAUCAAAGAACGCAUUUGUAACGAUAAAUUUUGUCCACGAUCGAAUUAAAAUUCACAGUGAGUUACUUUUAUCUCAGCUGUCCAAACAGUAUCAAUGUAAACAAACAUCCAUCCCGCUGGUUCUGAACAAUUUGAAAGCAUGAAUUACGCCUCGUCGUCGCUCCAGCUUUACAUGUCACUUGAGCCAAAAAAAAAAAAAGUAUCCGUGAAAAAAGUCUCUUCUAAUGGGCCCUAUAGGGUCUCUUUCAUUAGAAAGCUCAGUGUUUUAAGCUCUUAGUAUUAUACUCCUCAUAGGCAAAGCCACUGUGUGAAGAAGAAACAUAAUUUUAAGCGUGGCUCUUUGAAGAAUCCAUAGAUAUUGACAAAAAUGUUCACACAAUGUUGAGGUAUUGUUUGUUUUUUUAUGGGGGAGGGGGGGAGUUAGGGGUUCAUAGGGAAAAUGAUAUUGGUUGUAUAAAACAACUGAAUGUCAGGUUCUAUGAUAGCUUUUUACCUUCAUUUUUAAUAUGUAUCGUAACUACUAGUCCACUUCAUUCACAAACUACCUUGCCACAUCCAGUUGCUUCAGCAGGGUUGUUGACAAUGUCUCUCUUCCUGUAGAAGAGGUGAAAUCUUACUUCACAGCUCAUGCAUUUAGAUAAAAAAAACUUAACACUCUUUUGUGCAAUACAUGUAGUUGUUUUGUCUUCAAUCAUAAGGAUAACAUUUAUAACCAUGUUAUUUGUAUACAAUUGUUUUAUUUCAGGUUGCAAUUCUUAGUGUAACACUGUUUCCAGUCAGGCUCCUGUGCUUGUUUUUUCUCCUCAUUGUGGCUAGUGUGAUAGGAAAACUGACUACCCUGUGUAUGAAGAAAGAAGAAGAACCAGAACCACUGUCAGGAUACAGAAGGUGUUAUUACCAUUAUUUUGCUUGAGUUAUGUCAGGUCUGUAGUGCAAAAAUUAGGAAGAUAAAGUCUGUACUUGUGCCAUGUUGCUCAUCCAGCCAGAGCUUAUCCUGGCUUCCAUAGCAUAAAGACACCAGGAGUAUCAUUACUCCCACCCUGAAUGGGAUACCAGUCCUUUGCAAGGUUUCCUUGCAGAAUUUCAUCAGACAUCCCUAGUACAUGUACACCCUUAUAUAAUCCUUGGUGUAGAGAGGCAUUGUGGAAGGAAAGUGUUUCUUCCAUAAACACAACACCAUGACUCUGCCAGCUAAGCUAAGGCCACUACCUCUCCCCUGUAUCAUGCACAGCUCACGUAGAUGUACCUACAACUGAAUAAAAGGGGUAAGUUUUUAAAGAAACUGUGGUGCUGCAUCAGUGGGAGAGUAUAAUAGGGUAAUCAAGUAUUAUCAAUGGAGUUUAUAAUAUAAAGAACAUAAUAAUGCUUAUGUUUCGAGCAUUGGCCCUUUGUCAAUUGCUCUGACGAAGGGCUAACCUCAAAACAUCAGUUUUGAAACUCUUAACGGUGGCUACCAGUAAUUUAUGUUCCUACAACUGAGUUUGAAAUGAAUAUUCCUGGCUGUAUACUGUAGUUUUAAUUCUUGUGUCAGCAACUGUGACCAAAGCUUUUAUUAUAAUCAGCAUGCUGUGUUUUCAUGUAGGAUCAUGAGAAAGCCACUUCGUGGUAUUGCACGGGCAAUGUUAUUCUGCAUGGGUUUUCAUUGGGUUAAAGUCAAAGGCAAACUGAGCAGUUCAGAGGAAGCUCCAAUAUUAACUGUGGCUCCACAUUCAUCAUUUAUUGAUGCCUUGGCAUUGAGUGUUAUUUGCUUACCUUCAGGAGUUUCCAGGAAGGAAAAUGAUUCAAUACCUCUUGUAGGGGGUUAGUGUGAAUUCAAUUUCAUAACAUUCUAAGUUAACCCUUUAACCCCUAAAAGUGACCAAAAUCUUAUCUCUCACUACAAUAUCACCCCUGAAUCACACAUGAAGGUCAUGAGAAUAAAGGAAAUGAUCUAGAGGGGCUCUGAAUUUUUUUAAAAAAUUCUCCUUGUCAGUACAAUAGAAAAUGUGCAGAGAACAAUAUGGAGAAUAUGCACCUUGAAUGAUGUUCAAGUAAAAAGGGUGUUUUGCAAAGUUGGUGGAUGGAACAUGUGGGACAUUCAGCACAAUUUUAUGUAUGAGUCAGUUUCUUUAUCUGUACUAAUCAGAGAGAAGUUUUUCUGUAUCACUCUGGUACAAAAGUACAGUAUAUAUUUAUGUCAUUAUAGUAACAUGAGAAAAUAACAUCAUUUUAUCAAAAAUGUUUUUCAUUUGAGAAGAUACAAAUUAAUAAGAUUUCACUCAACACCUGGCUUUUCUGUUUGGUUGUUUGAAUGCCUACUAUUUAUCAGGGGGCUCAUUAUUCUUCUAAAGAAGAUCAGACAAUUUCUGGUUUCUUACCAGAAUCCUCCAACUAAAUUUUGAUGACCAGAGCUAUUUGACAGAUUUAGAUGGAAAUAACCAAUUUGAUUAUUUUCCUGCUUCGACAUUUCUGGAUGAAAAAUCUUUUUAAAAUUCUUAUUUUUACCUCAUAGAAACCUUUUAAUUGACAGUUGAGAUCAAUCCAAACCAACAAGUAAUCAAACUAACUUCUAGUUUGUCUUAACUUGUUACAGGAUGCAUACGUGCAUUACAACCUGUGUAUGUAUCAAGAACAGAUCCAGAUUCCCGAAAGAAGACAAUCUCUGAAAUCAAAAGAAGAGCCAGUUCUGGUGGAAAAUGGCCUCAUGUGGUGAUAUUUCCAGAAGGUAGGUAGUGUAUUUUAUUCAAAAGUGGAUCAUUGGAUGAUGCAAUUCAAGAGUUUUCAUUGCCAUCAUGGGCUAUGAGCCAUUAUACCAUGCACACACAUGAAGACAAGUGAAACUGGAAGUGUUUUUUACAUUGUAACAUUCUCUUUGUUCUUACAAAAUAAAGUUGGGAAGAGUAUAUUUUGGGUGUUUUUGAUGACACAAAAAUUCCACUCAUGCUUGUUGGAUAUGAGAUGAUUAUAAACAACUUGGCCCUACAGGCCUCGUUGGCUAUCUAUCAUCUCAUAUCCAAAUUGCCCACUUGUGGAAUGAUCAUUGUUUAAUAUCCAUGACUAUGUACUAGUUGAAUUAUUUUUCUUAGUUUCAAAUUUUUCAGACCAGUUCAAUUGUUUAUUAUUGAAUUUCAUUCUGUAUUCUUUAUGAUUAAUCUGACUCAAGCUAAGAAAAAUCAAACUGGUUUGGAAAGUUCUAAACAGAGAGUAUCAACCCCAAGUAACUGUCCAAUGCAAUACUUUGCAUGUCUUCUUGUAGGAACCUGUACUAAUAGGAAAUGCCUGAUCACUUUUAAACCAGGUUGGUAACAAAUAUUUUAAAUCUUAUUUGCUUUUAACUCUUUAUCGACCACCAUUUGUUACCAACACAGAAUUUCUCCUGAAAAUACCAAGCAGACAGGUGAUGAUAAUAUUUAAUAAAAUAUCAAUUAGGGUAUUAUUAAUUGAUCCAAUACAAAAUUCUUCAAACUAACCUUAUGAGAAUUGUAUAAAAGACAGUAAUAAGAAUUACUUAUUAAUAAGAUCUUGGGAGUGAAGGGGUUAACCCUUCAACUUCUGUGAGUGACCAAGACAGUAUUUCUCCUUACUAUAUCUUAAUACAAUAUCAUGCAGACAAGUGAUGAGAAUUAAGAAAAAUAUCAAUUAUGGAAUUGCUAAUUUAUCUGAUACCAAAUUCCCCACACUAACAUAUUGAGAAUCAUUUGGCAGACAGUAAGGAGAAUUACUAAUGAGAUCUUGGGAGUGAAAGUGGUUUUCUUUAGAAAGAGCUCAUGAUCUGGCAUUUAAGAAGCUUUUCUUUGGCAUUGAGGGAUGAUGAAUUUGAGCUGUUAAGGGGACUGCAUAUAACUUUGAAAUGUCAUCUAUUUUAUGACAGAUGUUCAUUUUCUUUCUCUGUGUUUGUAGGAGCAUUUUAUACAGGUGUCCCAGUUCAAGCUGUGGCAUUAAAAUAUCCCAACAGACUGGUUAGUGUCAGGCACAGCUUACUGACCAAUCAGUUAAAAUAUUGAUGUGCUAUAAUACUAGAGAAAUAAUUAUGAUCACAGAGUGACAAAAAGUUUUAAGAAGAAAAUCCUUUCCUAAAAUCCAUAAAGAAAAAUAAUAGAUUUACAUCAUUUUCAAUGAUUUCUCAUAAUUUCAGAAAAUUAUGUAAUACCUCAGUGUGUUAUGAAAUUACCACACUCUCCAAUUGUUGUUUUUGUAUUUUUUUACCUAAGUUUUACAAAUUAUCAAAAAGAAGUAUUCUAAAGAAAGAUGUGUGUGACAAAGAAAAAAUUCUGAGUCCCCACAAGGAAUCAAAACUCAGACUUUCAAAUUCUGUGCUCCGAUGCCCUACCACUGAGCCACAGAGUCUAUGGUGAGUGAGGUCCAUUACAAAGUUCAUAUAUGACAUACGUUUUUCUUUGUCUCACGCUUGUGACUAGACAUAAAACAUCUUUAUUUCUUAACCAAGAUCAAAACUUACCAUCUCUCUUAUUUUAUUUAUUAAGAACUAUUCUGUUUUUGAUUAACAGGACACUGUGACAUGGACAUGGUCUGGCCCAAGUGGGUAAGUAAGUUUGACUUGUUUUAACUCUUAAACCCUCAAGAUCUGAUUGAUAAUUCUCCCCUUUAGCUGCUACACAUUUCCUUGUAAAUUUGUUACGAGAAUUUAGUGUUUGGUCAAGAUAACAUUUUUUACCCGAUAAGUUUAAAUACAUACUGUCACCACCUUUUUGUUGGAUAACGUUUGGAUAUUGUAGGGAGAAAUUACAUGUUAAUCACCCUUGGGAGCUAAAGGGUUAAGUAUAUUGAACUAUAAGCCAUGCAGUGAGUUCUUAGAAAGACAAUGUUUAAAUGGUUUUGUUGAACUGUGAUUUUCUGACUGACAAGCUGUUGUUAGUAAUGUACUGCAUCUGUGGCUUUGAAUUGAAUGCAUGAUACUACCAAAUUGAAGACAUCCUUUGAGAUAUAAAUUCUGAAAUUGCUGACAGAAGUAAUUUGGUUUGCACAGGCCUGAAUAAGUCCCUGAUGAAUCUGCCAUUGAUCAUUAUUAUAUCUUAAAUUAUUCUGUAGUGUACCUAGAGAUUGAAAUAUUAUCAGUUUUUAAACUUGUAAUUCUUUUUAUUUAGUAGACCUAAUUUAUAAUAGAUUGUUCUAAGAUAACUAAUUUCUAUCUAGUUUUAUUAAUACCCUGUACUUGAUUCUUUAACAAAUAAAUGAUUAAAAUUGUUACCUUUUAGACUAACUCUUCUUUGGUUAACACUGUGCCAGUUUCAUAAUUACUUGGAAAUUGAGGUAAAAAAAGUGAUCAUGAAAUCUUUCAUUUGAUGUGAUGAUAUCAAGAGAGGAUAGAGUAUAUCCUCAUUUUGAAUAUAUCUAUUUUAAUUGACAAGUGAUCAACUGCUUUUCUUAGCUUGUUUGUAAAGUUUUGGGUUUCACCAUUUGCUUCUGAUUGGAAUGUCUUAAAUUUUCUUUUCCAUGCUAGAUUCUGCCAGUUUACAAGCCUGAUACAGAAGUAAGUGACAUUUUCUAUUUUUGUUUUGCACUUAUAACAACUACAUGUAUAUUUUAACUGAACUAGCAGUAAGCUUUAAGUAACAAGUUGUAGACUGUUUUCUGAGUAUUCAAAAUAUAUUAGUUUCCUAUUGAAGUGGCAUAGUUUUUAAGUUUAAUUUGCUGGUUUUUUAGAUAAACACAAAAAGACAACCCUCCAACUUGGAGGAGAUGCAGAGGCUAAAAGUUUUUCUUUCUUUUAGGAAAUCCAUGAUGGAAAACUUUAUGCAAGGAAUGUUCGGGAACAAGUAGCAAGGUGCCACCAAUAUUUAGUUUGUCUUUUGAUCCAAUUUGUAGCACUGUUUCCAGUUUAAGACCCUUUUUGUUUCCUAAAAGAUCACAUAUUUCCAUACUUCUGAUCACACUUUUGAGAGGGGUGAUUAGAGGCGUGUUUUAAAGUUGGAAUCACACUUGUGACCACAUAUUCUUUUUCAUUUUUUUUAGCAUGGAAAUUACAAUAACUUGGUUUUUCCCUUUUCCUUUUCUUUAUAGAGUAUACCAUUAUUAGCUUACCUGCAUAACAUGUGCUCUGAGAGAACUAAUUAAAAGAUUUGUUCUGUGGUCACUGAUACAUCAAUCAUUAGUGUGAAUUUGAAGUACGUAGUUUCUCCCUCUUGCAGAUUUCUUAAUGUUCCUGUCACUGAACACACCUAUGAAGACACAAGACUAAUGGUACAGGCCUCCCAGCAGAACCAACCAUCCAUGACAGGCUUGGUAGAAUAUCAGAAGAUAAGCAGCAAACUCAGGUCGGUGGAUGUUCUCAUCCUUUUCAUCCUUUCCUUUUGAAUUGCAUCUCACACAUAAGGCACCACCUAUUGAAUAGAAUUUAGGAAUGAAAAGAGGCCCGAAUAGUAGCUAUAGUAAAUACUUACAGAUCUAACUACGAACGCUCACAACAAAUUUUGCUUUACAAGCCUGCCUUGUACGUUCUUUGUCAAAUGUGUGGGAAAUCUUUCCUUAGCUACAUACGAGUUUAAAAUCAGAUUGCUGAUCGAAGUCGAGGAUGACUUAGGACCUAUCACUUUUGCUUAUUUUUCUAACAGCAUGAAGAUGGAUACCAUGAAGGAGCUGUUGGAUAAAUUUGCUGAAAUAGACGCUAAUAGGGACGGUUUGGUUGAUAUAAACGAGUUUGCCAAAUAUCUUAGCCUGCCUGUCACUAGUCAUGUGAAACAUCUCUUCACACUCUAUGACAGGGUGAGUCUUCAAUGAACUUUUAAGCGAUGAUACGACAUUAGGCUCCUUACAAGAAAUGGCGGCUGUUAUUUUUCAUGCGUGCGGCCUCAGGUCAGGUACGCAUGUGUCUAUAUCAGUGUUGGGAAUCGGGUGCUUGUUUUUGUUUGCGUUCGGUUACGUGUGCGUACAGAGGAGUGUAUUCGCGCGUGGGUCGGCGUUUUUGCUGGUACCACUUCAUGAGGGUAAGGAGUGUCGUGCACGAGCGUGAUGUGGAAGAACAGGUGUACAUUUUUUGCUAUGCUUUAUGCUGGUUUCUUUUUAAGGAACGAAAAUUCGUAUGCUCCACGCGGAUUUGAUACCACCAACGCUUUCUUGAUCUCAAAACAACACAGACGCUGCGAUUAAAUAUUUGCCGUUAAAUGAAAAGAAAUUAUAUUUUUUAAAUGACGAUUGUUGUUUUCCUGUAAGGAUGAUUCAGGUUUCAUAAACUUUCGAGAAUAUCUCAUUGGCUUGGCUCUUGUGUCGCAACCAGCAAACAGUGAAGAGGCUAUGAAGCUAGCUUUUCAGGUUAGUGUCAAAGAACCAAAGAACCAACCUUUCGAAUAAACAGUAUGUCAAAUAUAUUUUUGUCUCCUUCCCUUUGAUUUUAGCUCUUCUAGCGAAGACAGUUUUAUUGAAAACAUCUGGAGCUAACGCUAGUUGGUAGGCAGUCAGUUGAUCAUAGAACAGCUCUUAAUUAACUAUUCUUUUUGCAAAACCAAAGUUAUCACAACAGCCAAUCAUAACAAAGUUUUGCGUCAUCAAGAGCCAACGAGGACUCUAAGUGAAAAUUGGCAAACUACCAAAAGCGCAGGAAAACGCGGGCGACCAAGUCACGAUUGGUUUUCGUUUGGCGUCUGAUUGGUUUAGAGCAUGGCAUGAUUUUUCUGGACCAAUCACAGACCGAAGUAAAGCAAUCACGGAUUACUUUCGACGCUUAAUUGAAUGUCAAUCCAUCAUUUCAUUCCCUUAAGGUUUUUGAUAUGAACGGUGAUGGGCGAGUGGAUGAAGCAGAACUACGUCAUAUUCUUCAGAGUGCCUACCCUUCCAUCACAGACCUGAACAUAAACUGUUUGUUUAAUCAGGUGGAUGUGAACCACAGUGGAUCCGUCACGUUUGGUAGGUAAACUGAUGUUUCUUCUUACUUCAAUCUUCAGUUCAAAGAGUGUCCUUGAUAGCUAGCAAAUUCGCCAGCGAUACUGACGCGCGUGUUAGUAGCGAAGUGAUCCUCAUAGGGGAAGUAUAUAUAAUUGAAGAAAUUGCAGUAAAACAAAUCUGAAAAAAAAAAGGUAGGCUUUGACUGUAUUCGGACUAGGCCUCCACAUAGGGAGGUGGGGUUAGGUAAAUUUUAAUGGGCUCUUUAGUGUUUCUCCAGAGGAUGUAAUGAGAACAAAACAUAAAAGUUACAAGAAAAAUUUUGUAAACGUACUUACACGACAUAUUUAUUUUUACUCGUUAACAGAGGAAUUUCGGGAUUUCGCCUUAUUGCACCCAGAGUAUGCCUUUCUCUUUACCCACUACACGAAGGAACAAACAGAGACAACGGGAGAGAGCAGUCACUCAAAUCAUGAACAUCCACAAACAGCAGCCAAGGCUUGACGAACGCACAUUAGGAGAUAAAAAUCCAUUGCGUCUCUUGCCAAGAUAGUAAAAUACAGCCUUAAUUAUCUCUUCAUGGGGUUCCACAUGUUAGGGACUGGGUUUUUACUGCUUUUGUAUGACUUUAAUAUUAUUCAACGAUUGCUAAAGGGUAUUAGCGGUUUCUUAGUAGGCCAUUUCCGAAUUAAGGUGCUGAACCACUCGUAUGAAAAAUGAAUUUAAUUUGCAUGUGAAUGGAAACGUAUAAUCAUAUGAAAGGAUGAGCACCAGGACUCGCUUUGAAAAAGAAGCCAAAGGGUUCGGAAAUGUGCUAUUUAUUUGGUCGGUAGGUUUUGCUGUAUUGAAUUGCCUCGGUUUUAUGGAAUAAGCAAUUUUCCAUUACUGAAGACUUAGAAAUGUUAAGAUUAAUCCAAUAAUUUUAUUUAAAGAAUUGCCAUUAGUUCUUAAUAUUUAGGUUUACUCCUUACGUUUUAACGCUGUCUAAGGCAAUUUUCAGUUUAGUAUCAAAAGUGAACCUGGAUUGCUUCGGUUUUGCUUCACUUAGCCCUUCGAUUGGUAUAGAAAACUCGCGCCACCAUUCCAAGCUAUCAAAUGCGAAACUAAAACCAAUCCCAAUUUGGUCACUCGCAUUUUCCCGCGCAGGUCGCGUGGUUUUUUUUUAGUUCUCAUUGGUUAAUGAUGAUGUCAACCUUUGUUCUGAUUGGUAGUUGUGAUUGGUUUGGUUUUGGUUUUGUAACACUCAACUGAAAACUGCUCGUAUAGAUAAAAGUUGUCAAGUGACUCAUUAAGCAUCGAUCGUUUUCAAAGCGAAGAGAGUUUUAAUUUUACCGCCAGCAGUAGCUCAUAUUCGUCUGUAUAAAGGGUUUUUAGGGGGUAAGAUUUAUUUUUUUUUAAGAUAGGAGACGUUUCUUUGUCUCAUACUCUUGACAAAACGUAUACAUAUCAAUGCAGCUUAUUUGACGACCGGGUUCAAAUUAACUAUCUCUUAAUUUAUUCACUUUAUGGCUUAUUUAUAUAUUUAUGAAACCGCUUAUAUUCAACUUUGCACAGACGUUGAUUUUUUCACAUCUACACUACAGUGCU